GCCCGCCGCGUAGCGGACAUGGCGGGCUCCCGGCUCCCGCAGCAGCUCUUCCUCCAGGGCGUGGCCGCCGUCUUCAUGUUCGCCUUCGCUUCCCUCUACAUGCAGAUCCCGGGCCUAUAUGGUGCCGAGGGCAUCCUGCCGGCUCGGAGGACACUGCGGCCGCAGGGCAAGGGGCGCUGGCAGCAGCUGUGGGAGAUGCCGACGCUGCUGUGGGAAGUGCCGAGGCUGGGGCUGGACACCGCGCAGGGCCUGGAGCUGCUGAGCCUGCUGGGGACGCUGCUGGCCCUGGGCGCACUGCUGCUGCGCCCGCUGCGCCACCGCCUCACCUACCUGCUGCUCUGGGCCGCCUACCUGUCAGCCUACCAGGUGGGCCAGGUGUUCCUCUAUUUCCAGUGGGAUUCCCUGCUCCUGGAGACUGGCUUCCUGGCUGUGCUGGUAGCCCCGCUGAGGCAGACCCCCCUUCGCAAGCAGGCCCCCCAGGGCGGGCCGACAGGAGCCACGCCCCACGAGGACCUCCCCUUUUGGCUAGUGCGCUGGCUGCUGUUUCGGCUCAUGUUUGCCUCGGGCGUGGUCAAGCUGACCAGCCGCUGCCCCGCAUGGUGGGGGCUCACCGCCCUCACCUACCACUAUGAGACGCAGUGCCUGCCCACACCCGCUGCCUGGUUCGCCCACCACCUGCCCGUCUGGCUGCAGAGGCUCAGCGUGGCAGCCACCUUCCUCAUCGAGAUUGCGGUGCCACCUCUGUUCUUCGCCCCGCUCCGCCGCGUGCGCUUGGCAGCCUUUUACUCCCAGGUCCUGCUGCAAGUCCUGAUCAUCAUCACGGGUAACUACAACUUCUUUAACCUGCUCACCCUGGUGCUCUGCACCUCCCUGCUGGACGACAAGCACCUGGGUGUGGAGCGGGGCCGUGGCCGCCGCACAAAGAUGCCCACCUCCUGGCCCAAGGCCCUGCUGACCAUGUUGGCCCCCCUGCUGGAGCUGGCCGUCUAUGGCCUGCUGGCCUACGGCACCACCCACUACUUCAGCCUGGAGAUGGACUGGGAGCAGCGCGCCAUCCACUCCAGAACCAAUUUCACCUUUCACCAAUUCUCCCAGUGGCUGAAGGCAGUGACCCUGCCCACCAUGUGGCUGGGCGGGGCCUCCCUCACCUGGGAGCUGCUGACUGCCCUCUGGAGGUGGACACAGGUGCGUGGGUGGCUGUGGAAGCUCUGGUCUGCGGUCCAGCUGUCCAUCUUUGGCAUGGCCACAGUGGCCUUAUUCACUGUCAGCCUGGUACCCUACUCCUACAUGGAGCCGGGCACCCACGGGCGCCUCUGGACCGGGGCCCAUCGCCUCUUUGGUGCCGUGGAGCACCUGCAGCUGGCCAACUCCUAUGGCCUCUUCCGCCGGAUGACCGGUCUGGGUGGGCGGCCCGAGGUGGUGCUGGAGGGCAGCUACGACGGACACCACUGGACGGAGAUCGAGUUCAUGUACAAACCCGGGAACACGAGCCGGCCACCGCCCAUCGUGACGCCUCACCAACCGCGCCUCGACUGGCAGAUGUGGUUUGCGGCGCUGGGGCCACACACGCACAGCCCCUGGUUCACCGGCCUGGUCCUCCGACUGCUGCAGGGCCAGGAGUCUGUGAUCCGCCUGAUACAGAACGACCUCACCAGGUACCCCUUCCACAAGCAGCCACCCACCUACGUUCGCGCCCAGCGCUAUAAGUACUGGUUCUCGCCACCUGGGGAGCAGCACCAGUGGUGGCACCGUCAGUGGGCAGAGCAGUUCUUCCCACCUGUGGCCCUGGGGGACCCCACGCUGGAGACACUGCUUGCGCAGUUUGGGCUUCAGGACAAGAGCCCACCACGACCCCGCAGCACCAGCAGCCUCCUGCCCCAGGCCCUGCACUGGGUGCGGACCCAGCUGUCUCCCCUGAAGGCCCCCACCCUGCUCUGGGGGCUCCUUGCGGCCGUGGGGGCCAUCAGGGUGGUGCAGGCCCUGCUGGCCCCGAACUCCCCACCCCCCAGCAGGGAGGAAAAACACAAGGCAGCCCCCAAGAAGGAGCCAGGAGCUGCCGGUGAACAGGCCACCCCAGCCCCGGACAGCUGCAGCAGCGGGGCACGGACCCCCCGGCGAAAGAAGUAG
Molecule: messenger RNA, 2127 nt
Organism: Trichechus manatus latirostris (Florida manatee)
Lineage: Eukaryota; Metazoa; Chordata; Mammalia; Sirenia; Trichechidae
Gene: LMF2
Product: lipase maturation factor 2
Exons: 14
Coding region: 19-2127 (702 amino acids)
Biological process (GO): protein maturation
Cellular component (GO): endoplasmic reticulum membrane
Source: RefSeq, a predicted model, not a curated record